GUGACUGGGAAGCCGUCGGAGCCUGGAGGGGUGUCUCCCAGGUCUGGGGAAAUCUCCCAAGACAGGUCUUCCCUGCAGCUGCUGAAGUAGCUCCUACCCAAAGGGUUUCUCUGUGUAGCUUUGGAGCCUGUCCUGGAACUCGCUCUGUAGACCAGGCUGGCCUCGAACUCACAGAGAUCCACCUGCCUCUGCCUCCCAAGUGCUGGGAUUAAAGGCGUGCUUUAUCUGCUGAUGUGUUCAUCGUCUGAAUGCCCCAGAUGUACCUACCAGGUGCCAGUCCAGCUCCCAGGGACAGAGAAGUAAAAGAACUCAAUUAAACCGUCAUGGAGCCUAUGGUCUAGGAGGUGGGGGCAGGAGAGGCAGAGGCCAGAAUGAUCCACUGUCCCCAACUCCCGAGUCUGUCCGCACCCCUGGGCGCCUGUCUCUCUCUGUGGCUCUCUCUACUUUGCUCCCUAAACACCAAGUCCGUCCCCUCCUUCUCUGCCCAGCCUCUCCACGGCCGAGGCUCCAACACCUGAAGGGACAGAAGCGGACGGACGGACGGACGGACGGACGCGGGGAGCUCCAACAGGCGGCGGCGCGGGACCUCGGGUCCAGGGGUGGCUUCCGCAUGGCCCCGCCGUGAGAGGGAACCCCGAGGCAGGGACCCGAGUGUUUUUUGGAGCCCUAGGGCUGGCUGGGUCAGAUGGAAGCAGUGACCAUCAUGGAUGAAGAAAAGCUCCCAUGUGAACUGUGUGAGGAAGGAGGUGCUGUCGAGGACCACAGCCUGGGGCCUGAAGGGGAGCCUGGGGUCCAGAAUGGAAUGGAAGCCAGUGGAGGCCCAGGCAGCCAUACCAGCAGUCCAGGCAGUGAGAAGAGAGGCACCUUAGAGGGAACCAUGGAGCCCGUGGGAGACCCAGAUGCAGCCCUGCCUGGCCUUAGCCUCUCUCUCACCAACGGCCUGGCCUUGGGACAAGAUGGGAACAUUCUGGAAGAUUCCAUGGAAUCCAGGUCCUGGAGGGCUAGUGGACCAGCAGAGGAGGAGGAGGAGGAUGUGUCCAGAAGUCUCUGUCCAGAUGCUGAGGACCCUCAGCUGGGGCUGGAUUGCCCUGGGGAGCCAGAUGUGCGGGAUGGCUUCAGUGCCACUUUUGAGAAGAUUCUGGAGUCAGAGCUGUUGCGGGGCACCCAGUACAGCAGCCUGGACUCAUUGGAUGUGCUGAGCCUCACUGACGAGAGCGACAGCUGUGUCAGCUUCGAGGCCCCCCUUACACCUCUCAUCCAGCAGCGGGCCCGAGACAGCCCCGAGCCUGGGGCUGGGCUGGGCAUUGGGGACAUGGGGCCUGAGGGGGAUCUGGGGGCAGCUGGUGGUGGUGAUGGGGAGCUGGGCAGCCCCCUGAGGCGGUCCAUCUCUAGCAGCCGCUCGGAGAAUGUCCUGAGUCACCUGUCCCUCACCUCGGUGCCCAAUGGGUUCCAUGAAGAUGGACCUGGGGGCUCAGGAGGGGACGACGAGGAUGAUGAGGACACGGACAAGUUGCUGAACUCUGCCAGUGACACCAGCCUCAAGGACGGCCUGUCGGACUCCGACUCAGAGCUGAGCAGCUCCGAGGGGCUGGAGCCUGGUGGCACAGAUCCUCUGACCAACGGGUGCCAGGGGGUCAGCGAAGCCGCUCGCCGGCUGGCCCGUCGCCUCUACCACCUUGAGGGCUUCCAGCGCUGCGAUGUGGCCCGGCAACUGGGCAAGAACAAUGAGUUCAGCAGGCUGGUCGCUGGAGAGUACCUCAGUUUCUUCGACUUCUCAGGCCUCACAUUGGACAGAGCACUCAGAACCUUCCUGAAGGCCUUCCCACUGAUGGGGGAGACGCAGGAGCGAGAGCGAGUCCUUACCCACUUCUCCCGCCGGUAUUGCCAGUGUAACCCAGAUGACAGCACAUCAGAAGAUGGGAUCCACACACUUACCUGUGCUCUGAUGCUGCUUAACACAGACCUGCAUGGACAUAACAUUGGCAAGAAGAUGUCCUGCCAGCAAUUCAUUGCCAACUUGGACCAGCUGAAUGAUGGCCAAGACUUUGCCAAAGACCUGUUGAAGACGCUUUACAACUCCAUCAAGAACGAAAAGCUGGAAUGGGCCAUUGAUGAGAAUGAGCUGAGAAAAUCCCUGUCUGAGCUGGUGGAUGACAAGUUUGGGACAGGCACAAAGAAGGUGACUCGGAUCUUGGAUGGUGGCAAUCCAUUCCUGGAUAUCCCGCAGGCCCUCAGCGCUACCACCUACAAACAUGGCGUGCUGACUCGGAAGACUCAUGCUGACAUGGACGGCAAGAGGACACCCCGUGGGAGGCGUGGCUGGAAGAAGUUCUAUGCGGUGCUCAAAGGGACCAUCCUGUACUUGCAGAAGGAUGAGUACAGGCCCGACAAGGCUCUGUCUGAGGGUGACUUGAAGAAUGCCAUCCGUGUGCAUCAUGCUCUGGCCACCAGGGCUUCUGACUACAGUAAGAAGUCCAACGUGCUCAAGCUGAAGACGGCAGACUGGAGGGUCUUCCUCUUCCAGGCCCCGAGCAAGGAAGAAAUGCUGUCCUGGAUCCUGAGGAUCAACCUCGUGGCUGCCAUCUUCUCCGCACCCGCCUUCCCAGCAGCCGUCAGCUCCAUGAAGAAGUUCUGUCGACCCCUGCUGCCCUCCUGUACCACUCGCCUCUGCCAGGAGGAGCAGCUUCGGUCUCAUGAGAAUAAGUUGAGGCAGGUGACUGCAGAGCUGGCUGAGCACAGAUGUCAUCCAGUGGAGAGAGGCCUCAAGUCCAAGGAGGCGGAGGAAUACCGGCUGAAGGAACAUUAUCUCACGUUUGAGAAAAGCCGUUAUGAGACCUAUAUCCAUCUCCUGGCUGUGAAAAUCAAAGUGGGUUCAGAUGACCUGGAGCGGAUCGAGGCCCGGCUGGCUACUCUAGAAGGGGAUGACCCAGCUCUCCGGAAAACACACUCAAGCCCUGCCCUCAGCCUGGGCCACGGGCCUGUGACUGGCAGCAAAGCCACCAAGGAUGCCUCUACGCCUGAUACUUAGCUGGUGUGGCUGUGCAGGCCCUGGAGGCAGGCAAAUGUCCCCAGAGGGGUCAGUGAGCACAAUUCCAGCCAGAGGCUGCUUGGACCAAGCUCCAGGCAGUUAACCGGCAACCACGGGGGUACGGAGAGCCUCACGAUCAAGGAGAUACCAUUCAUGGCGCUGAUCUUCUCCCAUUCUGGGCCACCUCUGGCCUAGAAUCUCUCCUAGCCCUGGCUGCCCUCAAGUCAUGGGACCUGGCUUUGCAGGUCAGACAUGCUCCAGGGCUGCCAACUGGAGAAGUCCGUCUCUGCUGCUUCCCCCGGCCCUUUCUCAUCAAGCUUCUCCCUCAUCUUGUGUUUGUGAGGAUGGGUCUGAACUCUGGGUCUAAGCUUGGACACCUACCCUGUCUCCUCUUUCCUCUCAGUUGACCAGCAGCAGCAGGUCUAUGGACCACCAGCAACGCCUUCUCCUUUCCUUUUCCCAGCAACCUUUGCAACCGGUCCAGUUCUCCGGCCUCACAUUGCAAUAAUCUGAGGCCUAGCCUCCACUCAGUGCCAAGCUGAUUCCGCUCACGUGUAUGCUCACCUCUCCUUUUAUCCACUGAGGCCUCUCCUGCCUCUUUUUUAUAUGGACACAUAUAAAUUAUAUAUAUAUAUAUAAAGAACUCAUUGAAAGAAAGUUUGAGAACUACUACCAAUUAGAGGAUGAAAUAAGCUCAUCUCAGAGCUCGGCCUGCUAGCAAGGAAGCCUGCUAUGGGGCCCUCCGCCGCCCUGACACUCUGGAUGAAAAGAAGACGACCCUCUGUGUUUUUGCCUUUUCCUCUUCCGGCUGACUUGUGAUUCACAGUCAGUUUUCCAGUUGAUGCUUUGGGGCUAAACAGGAUAUGCGGGUCACCUCCUCUGUCCCAAGGGUGUCCUGUGGGCUGAUGGCUCAGGAGCACACACCUCUGUCUGUUUGGAUCUUCUUGUGGAUGCUGCCGAGGUCGCUGAGCUCCAGCGUGGCCUCUACGCAGACCUGCUGGCAGGAAUGAAGGACAUUCUACCUUGUGGAGUGCCACCUGCCAGCAAGCCCAGGCUGGAUGAUAGAGUAAGGUGGAGGAGGAAGCGAGAAUAGAGACACAUCACAGGUUGACAUCCUUUAAACCUUGCAUCACAUAGACCAACAAGUGAGUUGGCGGUGGCGGGGGGGGCGGGGCCGAUGGCCCUCUCAACACAGCUACCAUGAGGCAGUCUUUCCUAUUGUUUGGCCAACAGUUUGACCUCUUUGGUGACAUAAGCCUUGCGACUAAGCGCCUAACAUUUAAGGUCCACUCCCAUUGGAUGUGGGGAGCUGUGAGUAUGUGGAGAGGCGUAAGGGGUUUUAAAUCCAAAUUGUUCAAAUUGGAUUAGCUGAAGUGUGUAUUAUAACCAAACCAUCUGGCCCCUUUGUUUUGCUCAGGGGAGUAAAUGCUCAUUUGAAUGAGAUCAGAAAGGCCAUUUAGGGCCCAUAAAGAGACCUCAGUCUUUUGUCCAGCUGCCUGAGGGUCCUUUGAUUUUCAGGCCAGUGUCUCACUCUCUGUGUCCUGGGGGUGGGGGCGAGGGCAGAGGUGCAAGCUCAUUAGCCACAGACACGCGCGGUUUCCCCCAACACUAGUCACGCUUCCCAUCAGUAAAGACAUUUUUUUAGUUCGCUUCCUUAAUUGUAUAAUUCUUUAUUUGUAAAUUAUAUACAUGUACUACUGUACUAAAAUAUUAUGUACAUUAUAAAACAUACACAAAAAUAGAAAUUUAAAAAAAGAUGAGACGAAAAUAAAUCUAAAUCAAAGUUCUAA
Molecule: messenger RNA, 4818 nt
Organism: Peromyscus californicus insignis
Lineage: Eukaryota; Metazoa; Chordata; Mammalia; Rodentia; Cricetidae
Gene: Psd2
Product: pleckstrin and Sec7 domain containing 2
Exons: 18
Coding region: 686-3028 (780 amino acids)
Biological process (GO): regulation of ARF protein signal transduction
Molecular function (GO): protein binding; guanyl-nucleotide exchange factor activity; phospholipid binding
Source: RefSeq, a predicted model, not a curated record